Molecule: messenger RNA, 1209 nt
Organism: Rangifer tarandus platyrhynchus (Svalbard reindeer)
Lineage: Eukaryota; Metazoa; Chordata; Mammalia; Artiodactyla; Cervidae
Source: the annotation of a GenBank genome assembly
AUGGAGUCCUACGAUAUCAUCGCCAACCAGCCCGUGGUCAUCGACAACGGUUCCGGGGUGAUCAAGGCUGGCUUUGCAGGAGACCAGAUUCCCAAAUAUUGUUUUCCAAACUAUGUUGGACGCCCCAAGCACAUGCGGGUGAUGGCUGGAGCCCUGGAAGGAGACCUCUUUAUCGGACCAAAAGCAGAGGAGCACCGGGGGCUGCUGGCCAUCCGCUACCCCAUGGAGCACGGCGUGGUGAGGGACUGGAAUGACAUGGAGCGCAUCUGGCAGUACGUCUACUCCAAGGACCAGCUGCAAACCUUCUCCGAGGAGCAUCCUGUUCUUCUUACGGAAGCGCCGCUCAACCCGAGUAAGAACCGGGAGAAGGCGGCGGAGGUAUUCUUCGAGACCUUCAAUGUGCCGGCCCUGUUCAUCUCCAUGCAGGCCGUGCUCAGCCUGUAUGCCACAGGACGCACGACGGGAGUGGUUUUGGACUCGGGGGACGGGGUCACGCACGCCGUCCCAGUCUACGAGGGCUUCGCCAUGCCGCACUCCAUCAUGCGGGUGGACAUUGCCGGCCGCGACGUCUCCCGCUACCUCCGGCUGCUGCUGCGCAAGGAGGGGGCGGACUUUCAUACCUCGGCUGAGUUUGAGGUCGUCCGGACCAUCAAAGAGCGGGCCUGCUACCUGUCCAUCAACCCACAGAAGGAUGAGGCCCUGGAGACAGAGAAGGUGCAGUACACCCUGCCAGACGGCAGCACGCUCAACGUAAGUUCAGGCCGGGCGGGGGAGGGUGGUGACGCCGGGACUGGAGGAGGCGGGACCAACUUCAGCUCGUGUCCGAAGGUGGGACCGGCGCGGUUCCGGGCCCCUGAGCUGCUGUUCCAGCCAGACCUGAUAGGGGAUGAGAGUGAGGGGCUCCAUGAGGUGCUGGUCUUCGCCAUCCACAAGUCUGACAUGGAUCUGCGUCGCACGCUGUUCGCCAACAUCAUGCUUUCUGGUGGCUCCACGCUUUUCAAAGGCUUUGGCGAUCGAUUACUAAGUGAAGUAAAGAAGCUUGCCCCAAAGGAUGUCAAAAUCAAGAUCUCGGCCCCUCAGGAACGGCUGUACUCCACAUGGAUCGGGGGCUCUAUCCUGGCCUCACUGGACACUUUUAAGAAGAUGUGGGUAUCCAAAAAGGAAUAUGAAGAGGACGGCUCCCGGGCUAUUCAUCGAAAAACCUUCUAG